AUGUCCAAUCACAGUACUACGACCCAUGCUACGGCGUCCGCGGGAACCGACGCGCUCCGCAACCCUAGUCUAGUGGUGCGGGCGAAUAGUAUGCGAGCUGGACUACUCAAUCGUGGAAGGACUCUCGGUAUUGGAUGCUGGAAUGUACGAACGUUCCUGGAUCCUGGUACCCAAAGUCUGACCGCACGCAGCCUUCAUCAGUACAACGUGGAUGUCUGCUGUCUGUCUGAGGUACGACUCCCUGACUCGGGCUCUCGUGAAAUAAAGAUCCCGGGAGUCGAAUCCCACUUCACCCUGUACCACAGCGGCCCCCGCGAUUCCUCUGGUCGACACGGUGUGGCGAUCGCCCUAUCACAACAAGCGGAGCUUGCGCUACUUGCUUGGGAACCAGUAAAUGACCGGAUGGCCUACGUGCGACUGAAGGGUCACUUCACGAACAUCUCCAUCGUCGCUGUGUAUGCACCAACUUCGGCUGCCGAACAGCGCGAUAAAGAGGCGUUUUACUCUCAGUUGCAAGCGCUAGUUGAAAUACUGCCUCGCCGCGAUCUGCUGAUUGUUGCUGGCGAUUGGAAUGGUCGAACUGGACCUGGCGACCCCACAACCAGUCAUCUUCUUGGCCGCUUUGGGCUUGGUUCCCGAUGUGAAAAUGGUGAGAGAUUGCUGAACUUCGCUGAUCGAAACCGACUGCUUGUCACCAACACAUGCUUCCAGCAUCGUAAAAAACAUCUGCUGACCUGGUAUUCAAACGACGGUCGUACGGCCAGUCAGAUUGACUACAUACUAGUCAGCUCAAGGUUCCGCAGCUGGGUUCACGAUAGCAGAUCGAUGCGUGGUGCCGAGACUGGUAACGCCCAUGGGUCGGACCAUGUCCUCGUCCGUACACGCCUGAAAGUUCACCUCUCAUCCGCACCAAAAAUGCCACGUCCUAGACGCCUCAAUGUCGCAAAAAUCCGGCAAGCCAGCACUGCCGAGGCCUUAAGCAGAGAAAUCCGGACCUGUUUUACGGCCCGAGCCGACGGAGAAGUCAGUAACCAGUGGUUGUCACUGAAGACAUCAGUCUAUGGGGCAGCUGAGAAAAUCCUUGGAUACACCCAGCGACGCCGCAGUGACUGGAUCAGCGGAAGAACCCUGCAGUUGUCUGCUCAGACGGCUAGAGCCAGGUCCCGCAACGAUGACUACUUCCGCCAACUUCGGAAGAUGACGGCAAAAUCGGCCAGGGAUGACCGGAAACAAUAUUGGGCUGAAAUAGCGACAUCCAUGGAACAGGCCUCGAACGUUGGUGACACUCGAAAGCUCUAUCGUCUGAUCCGCCAAGUUAGCGGUAAGCCCUUUACACUGAGUGACUCUGUUCGCGAUGUGAACGGCGGCUUUAUUGCUGACAACUCGGCCAAAGUCGAGCGCUGGCGUGAGCACUUUGAGCACCAUCUCAACUUCGAUAGCUAA
Molecule: messenger RNA, 1443 nt
Organism: Spirometra erinaceieuropaei
Lineage: Eukaryota; Metazoa; Platyhelminthes; Cestoda; Diphyllobothriidea; Diphyllobothriidae
Source: the annotation of a GenBank genome assembly